AUGGGGACGCUGGUGGUGGGUGCUGAGCGCUAUGACAUGAUGGCCACGAUGGGGAAGGGGACCUUCGGGGAGGUGACCCAGGGCUGGCGGAGGAGCACAGGGGAGAUGGUAGCUAUCAAGAUCCUGAAGAAUGAAGGCCACCAUGGCCGGGUGGCGAAGAAUGAGCUGAGGCUGCUGCAGGCCUUGCGGGAGGUGGAUACAGAGGAGUCACACGUUGUCCGUUUCCUCGAGUCCUUCGGUGAUGGUGCCUGUACCUACCUGGUCUUCGAGCUGCUGGAGCAAAACCUCUUUGACUUCCAAAAGCAGAACAACUUCUUGCCGUUGCCCGUCCGGCACAUCCGUACCAUCACGGUGCAGGUGCUGGCGGCAUUGGUCAAGCUGAAGGAGCUCUCCAUCAUCCACGCCGACCUCAAGCCAGAGAACAUCAUGCUGGUGGACCACGCGCGCUAUCCGUUCCGCGUCAAGCUCAUCGACUUCGGCUCGGCCAGCAUCUUCACUGAGGUCCGCCACGUCAAGGAACCAUACAUCCAAUCCCGCUUCUACCGGGCACCGGAGAUCUUGUUGGGGUUGCCCUUCUGCGAGAAGGUGGACGUCUGGUCUUUGGGUUGCGUGGUGGCCGAGCUUCACUUGGGCUGGCCGCUCUACCCUGGUGCCAACGAGUACGACCAGGUCCGCUACAUCUGCUCCACCUUGGGGCUACCACGGGGCGAGCUGCUCUGCGCUGCCCGGAAGACAUGGUCCUUCUUCCGACGGGUGCCACAUCCCACUGGUUCCUGGCAGCUCAAACCACCAGGCGAGGAGAUGGCGAAGCCAACAGAGAGGAGGAAGUAUGUCUUCUCCUCGCUGGAUCAGUUGGCAGCGGUGAACGUCUGCCCGGUGACUUACCCCAGCUGGGAGGCUCUGGCCGAGCGCUGUGACCUGCGCGGGAUGGUGGAGCUGGUCAAGAGGAUGCUCACCUGGGACUCGCACGAGAGGAUCGUGCCCAGCGCCGCCCUCAAGCAUCCCUUCAUCUCCUUGCAGCAGCUGAAGUCCAGCUUUGAGGCCACCCGGUACUACCAGCUCUGCCAGGAGGACUUGAGGGCAUCCUGUAAGGAUGCCGGCACGGCUGAGGUCUUCCCUGGCAUGGAGAAAGGUGCCUUCAUCCCCACCGGCCGGUGCAGCGUCCAGAAGGCCACUGCCCAGAUGGAUGGGCUUAGCCUGGUUGAGCCGGUUGGGGACAUCGGUGACAAGAGCCAGCAGGACAUCUGCCAAGCCCCCAUCCCCACCCACUACGGCACACAAGGGGAGCAGCGCAGCCACCGUGAUGGCGGCAUGGUCUUUGGUGGCACCACGGAGCAGAACCUGCCUGGAAGAUUGUACCCCUCGCCCCACGCCAAGAGAGCUCCGGUGACGCGGGCCGACCCCAAGCCCCCACGUCCCAUUCCUGUCCCCGAGGACGGGCUGCGGGGGCCGGGAGGAGAACGUAGCCAGGGAUACACCGGGAUGCGCUGUGCCGGAUGCUGCCGGCACUGGUUCUUGCAAUGA
Fulmarus glacialis (Northern fulmar) is the source of this 1524-nucleotide messenger RNA. RefSeq names its product homeodomain interacting protein kinase 4 (gene HIPK4). The coding region runs from base 1 to 1524 and encodes 507 amino acids. The transcript is spliced from 4 exons. NCBI's taxonomy places the organism in Eukaryota, Metazoa, Chordata, Aves, Procellariiformes, Procellariidae. Gene Ontology annotation, molecular function: ATP binding; protein serine/threonine kinase activity; protein tyrosine kinase activity. The record is from RefSeq and is a predicted model, not a curated record. Gene Ontology annotation, biological process: peptidyl-serine phosphorylation; peptidyl-threonine phosphorylation. Gene Ontology annotation, cellular component: nucleus; cytoplasm.